AUGAAGUCGGAUUUCAAGUUUUCCAAUUUAUUAGGGACUGUUUAUCGUGAGGGUAAUUUAAUAUUUACUGAUGAUGGAACAAAACUAUUAUCACCAGUUGGUAAUAGAGUAUCAAGUUUUGAUUUAAUUAAAUCUGAAUCAUUUACAUUCAAUUAUCAACACCGUAAAAAUAUUCAUAAUAUUGCAUUAAAUAAACAAAAUACUUUAUUGAUUUCUAUUGAUGAUGAUGGUAGAGCAAUUUUGAUCAAUUAUGUAUCAAGAGUAGUAUUACAUCAUUUUAAUUUUAAAUCAAAAGUUAAUGAUAUUAAAUUCAGUCCAUGUGGGAAAUAUUUUGCAAUUGCUAUAGGUAGAUUUAUUCAAAUUUGGAAAACUCCUGAGUCAACAGAAGAUAAACAAUUUCAUCCAUUUGUUAGAUAUAAAACAUAUCUGGGACAUUUCAAUGAUGUUUUAAAUGUUACUUGGUCAAAUGAUUCAAGAUUUUUAAUAAGUUCAAGUAAAGAUAUGACUUGUAAAAUGUUUUCCUUACAUUCUGAUGAAAAAGAUGUUGCUAUGACUUUUUCAGGUCAUCGUGAUUAUGUUAUUGAUGCAUUUUUCAGUAAAGACCAAGAAACAAUAUAUACUGUUUCUAAAGAUGGUGCAUUGUUCACAUGGGAAUAUACCGAACGUCCUUCUGAAGAAAGUGACGAUGAAGAAGAAGAUGAAGAUGAAGAAAAACCAAUGAGUUGGAGAAUCACUGCAAAGAAUUUCUUUUAUUCUGAUGGGAAAUUAAGAUGUGCUACAUUUCACCCAGAUUCAAAAUUAUUAGUUGUGGGUUUCACCAAUGGGGAAUUUAGAAUUUAUGAAAUUGAAGAUUUCAAUUUAAUUCAACUGUUAAGUAUGGGUCAAAAUGCUGUCAAUACUGUUAAUAUUAAUAAAACUGGUGAAUGGUUAGCCUUUGGAUCUUCUAAAUUGGGUCAAUUAGUAGUUUACGAAUGGCAAUCUGAAUCUUAUAUCUUGAAACAACAAGGACAUUUUGAUUCUUUGAAUACUUUGUGUUAUUCUCCAGAUGGCUCUAGAAUCGCCACUGGUUCUGAAGAUGGUAAAAUCAAGAUUUGGGAUAUUCGAUCUGGAUUCUGUUUAAUGACUUUCACUGAACAUACUGCUUCUGUUACCCAAGUUCAGUUUGCUAAAAGAGGUAAUGUUUUAUUUUCAAGUUCUUUAGAUGGUACUAUACGAGCAUGGGAUUUAAUUAGAUUUAGAAAUUUUAGAACUUUUACUGCUACUACAAGAAUUCCCUUCAAUUGUUUAGCAGUUGAUCCAAGCGGUGAAGUUGUUGUUGGUGGAUCACAAGAUACAUUUGAAAUCUAUGUUUGGUCAGUUCAAACAGGUCAGUUAUUGGAUAGUUUAACUGGUCAUGAAGGUCCAAUUUCAUGUUUGACAUUUGGUGUGGAGAAUUCCAUCUUGGCUUCAGCAUCAUGGGAUAAAACCAUUAGAAUUUGGAAUAUUUUCAGUCGUAGUCAAACUGUUGAACCAAUUGAUAUACAAAGUGAUGUAUUGUGUCUUGCCAUGAGACCAGAUUGUAAAGAAUUAUCUGUGCUGACAUUAGAUGGACAUAUUUCCGUUUAUGAUAUUGAAGAUGCCAAACAAUUACAUUUAAUUGAUGGUAGAAAAGAUAUUCUUACUGGUAGAUAUUUGGAAGAUAGAUUUACUGCAAAAAAUUCCAACAGAGGUAAAUAUUUCAGCACUAUUGCUUAUUCAUUUGAUGGAUUGACUUUAUUGGCUGGUGGUAAUAACAAUUCCAUUUGUAUGUAUGACAUUGACAGUGAAGUUUUAUUGAAAAGAUUCAUUGUUUCUGAGAAUAUGUCACUUGAUGGUACUUUACAAUUUUUGAAUAGUAAGAAAAUCACUGAUGCUGGUAUUAACUCUGAUUUGAUUGAUCGUGAUGGUGAAUUGAGUGAUUUGGAAGAUAGAAUUGAUAAUACCAUUCCUGGUUCACGAAGAGGUGGUGAUCCAAGUGAACGUAAGACCAGACCAGAAAUCAGAGUUACAAGUAUUGGAUUUUCUCCAACAACAACUGCGUUUUCAGCUGCAUCAACUGAUGGUUUACUAAUAUAUUCUAUUAAUCAAGAAGUUAUCUUCGAUCCAUUUGAUUUAGAUGUUGAUGUUACUCCAGAAGCUACUUUGGAAUCUUUGAAUGAAAAGGAAUUUUUGGUUGCUUUGGUUAUGGCAUUCAGAUUAAAUGAAAGUUAUUUGAUUCAUAAAGUUCUUGAAUCUAUUCCAUUGCAUGAUAUUCAAUUAGUUUGUCAAGAUAUACCGGUGAUAUAUGUUAAUAGAGUUUUGAAUUUCAUUGGGGAGUUGUUAGUUAAGAAGGAAUCACCACAUAUUGAAUACUAUUUGAUUUUUAUUAAAAAUAUAUUAAUCCAACAUGGUAGAUAUAUCAGUGAACACAAAUUUGAAUUCCAAGCAUCAAUGAAAUUGUUGUCUAGAUUUUUAAAUAAGACUGCUAAAGAUGUUGUCAAUAUUGGUAGAAGAAACGAUCAUUUGUUGACAUAUUUAACUAUCAGUAAGGACUUGAAACAACCAAUUGAAGUAGAAGACGAUGAAAAUAGCGGUGAAGAAGAUCUGGAUGUUGAAGAUAUAGUAAUUGAUGAAGAGGAUGAUGACGAAGCAGGAUGGUUAGGACCAAACGAACAAUCAGUCAAAGCAUCUAACGGUAUUAUUUUCACCGGUCCAGGUGACGAUGAUAGUGAUGAUGAUGAUGAUCAAGAAGAGUUGAUUGAAGUAUAG
Molecule: messenger RNA, 2766 nt
Organism: Candida tropicalis MYA-3404
Lineage: Eukaryota; Fungi; Ascomycota; Pichiomycetes; Serinales; Debaryomycetaceae
Gene: PWP2
Product: snoRNA-binding rRNA-processing protein
Exons: 1
Coding region: 1-2766 (921 amino acids)
Biological process (GO): maturation of SSU-rRNA from tricistronic rRNA transcript (SSU-rRNA, 5.8S rRNA, LSU-rRNA); ribosomal small subunit assembly
Cellular component (GO): Pwp2p-containing subcomplex of 90S preribosome; small-subunit processome
Molecular function (GO): protein binding
Source: RefSeq, a predicted model, not a curated record